Messenger RNA from Anopheles darlingi, 3090 nucleotides. Its product is annotated as transmembrane protein 134. The coding region runs from base 489 to 1052 and encodes 187 amino acids. The record is from RefSeq and is a predicted model, not a curated record. NCBI's taxonomy places the organism in Eukaryota, Metazoa, Arthropoda, Insecta, Diptera, Culicidae. The transcript has 3 exons.
CCUUGACGGUGCAGUACGUAGGCGAAAACAAGCCAGUUUUGGAGUUCCUGUACGAAAAUAUCAAUUAUUCCAAUCCGCCAUGGUUUUGCACUGUUCGCUCGAGAAAACAACUUAAUCCGCGAGCCCAGCAGUGCAACAAUUUGAACGAGACCGCGAAAACUUUAACGUUCUCCAGCACCGCCCGGUGCAGGCUGAGAACGCUGCAUCUUCGCCUGGAGGAGGUGCCAUCAUCGUCUCAUAAUCGGUCGUGCCAGUGUUGUGCAGCAUUUGGUUCCCUUAAAGCAUCGAUUGUUGAUUUCCGUUCAGUGGAAAGCGAAACAAAGCAGAGGAGAAGAAAGAAGCACCUGGCUCCCUGAUCAAUCCAAGUAUGCGUAUAGACCGAUACAGCGCUUGAAGGAAGUAGCCAGUCCGUCCCUGCCAAUCGCCUCGCAACGCCGUUUCACGGCAACUGAUACGAACCGUCCGGUGCUAUAGACAGGAUCGACAUCAUGAAUCUCCAGAAUGGCAACAGCCGCGGUACGUACGGCAAGGAUACGACCAACAGCAAACGGUUCUCCAUCCACGAUGCGUUUGAGGAGGAAACGGACGAAGUGAUUAAGGUGUACGGGUCUACCGUCAUCAGCACACCGAUGCGAGCGAAAGCGCGCUCACCGGACGAUGUUUCUAUCAGAAUUCACGAUCAAAGCAGUAACAGCAGCAGCAGAAACCUUAAAUACACCGAUGAUACCACCUCCAGGGAUAGCGACUCGCUGAUACAGGAGUACGGUCAUCUAUCGUCCAGCGAUACCUACACCUACUGCUGGAGGCACCCGAAGGUGCGCGAAAACUGGCGCACCGUACUGGCCGCGACAGCCCUGCUGAUUAUCGGCACCGGGCUCAUAGCGAUGGGCGCGUACGCUCUGGCAGAACCGCACAACGGGUCGCAGGCUGCCGUGUUCUUUGUCGCCGGAUUCAUCUGCUUCGUCCCAGGUGCCUAUCACGUCGUGUACAUCUGGCUGGCAGCACGUGGCUAUCGAGGAUUCGAUUUCUACCAUUUGCCACUUUUCACGUAGAGCAGUUACUAGAAGGAUGAAAGCCAGAAGCAAUGGAGCGAAGGGUAGCGUGCCCAAGAGUAUUGUGAUCAUAGGCAAAACGAUCGUCGAUCGAUCAUUAAAAUCGGAAACAAAAAGGAGACUAUCGAGCGGAUAGUCGAAAAUGUAUCACACGAAAAAUGCAACAUUUUAUCCAUGACUUCAUCUCAGUACUUGUAGGUUGAUCAUCGUAGGGCCAGGAAGAAACUGUAGCAGCAGGAGUAACCACAACACAUUCCUGUGUAUGUGUGCGUCAUUUGCCGCUAUCACAAUGGAAAAAGGAAAAUCAUUCAAAAUUCAAGGGAGAAAUGAAGAAACUAAUGGAUAUUACCGUGUAUAACUUAUAGCAUACCUGUGAAGCAAGUGAUUUGAGCGAAUCCCUCCAGCCUUUUGAUUAACUGUUGUUUAUCUUUUUGCUUUUGAGACUGCGGCUGUAGCACCGUCUUCCUUGAUGAGAAGCUGAUUAGGUGAAAAAAAGAAUUUCUGAGCGUAUAUUAUUAGCUGCACCGAUAGUUGCAAUCAGUAGUUCUGCAAAGGUAAACAAGGUUGAAUAGAACAGCUUAACAGUAACGAGAACAGAUGCCCAAAGAGCUAUAGAAGUGCCAUCAUUUUCUGGCCAGAUCCUUUCAGUAGAUUCCGCCAAACGAAACGGAGGGACGAAGCUUUGGCACCUGCCCUGUGCCUGUGCAACACCUGUCAAGAUUGGCACGCUGUUACGCUCAAAGAAUAGACCACCGUACCAAUCCAGAUCUGACACGUGUGUCAUAACUAGUUCCACAAUCGAUUGAUGAGGUCACGCAUCACGUUGCAUACUCAAUGCUGGAGUACGAGAGACACAUUAGCAGAAAUGUGAACACAACGUACAACUCCAUUGUUCGCUGACCCAGGCCUUGAUGAGUGGGGUAGAAGAGGUAUAAGAAGUAGCAAUAGGUGUAUGUAAGCAUUACACGUUUAAGUUCGAGGGAAGAAACAUGAUCGAAACCUGGAUAUGCAGUGCGGUCAGUAUUAGGCAAUCAAUUCGAACCAAUUUGAACGAUCCUGAGACUGUAUACUGGAAGCUAUGAAGGGCGAAUAGUUAGAGAUGCAGUUCACCGAGUGACAGGAAGGAUCAGAAUGGAAUCUUGGAAGAAAGUAUUUAUGCAUGAAUUUCCUGUGGCAUCGUAACAAUCGAUCAGCAACAGGAAUGACGCUUGUUAUGGUUAGGUUUAAACGUUAGUUGGUUUGAGCAACUAACGGAACAACACUGAAAAACAAACACACACACAGACACAUUGACUGAGCUUUAACUAAAUUGUUCCGCGUUCCGAUUUCGUCGCAGUCAUGCACGUACGGCAAAGGAACGUAGAGACUUAAAAUCGAAAACUAUUGGGCGUUUAUGGGCGAUCCUUUCUCACGCGAUGUCCAGCAGCUAAAUGCUCUUUUCAUUGUAUACUUAACACAUUGCACAUUGACAUUUAGAUAAAUCCACCAGCGGCAAAGGUACAAUACGAAGUACAUUGAAGGGAGAAUAUGUAUUUGCGCUAAGAGGAGUAAAAUAAAUAGAGAAAUGGAGUUUUUUCAGAUUAAAAAAACACCCUUCAGCACCUUUCCCUGACCAACACAUGAUAGAUAUUGAUGAGGGGAGUGGGAAAGAUAUGUGAAGAUAGGUAGAACUCUUCAAGGGGUUUGGCUUUGUAAUACGAAAAGUAAUACGCCUUUCAACGUCGCAAUGUAAUGAAAUUAAUUAUUAGAAUAAAGCAAAUAUAUAGUAAACCGUUUUAUAAACAGGUAUACUCCGUACUCUCCACGAGUGUUAUCGAUGAUCCUUUCCAAAGCCACCGGUAGCAUAUAAUUUCGAACUCGAUACUAGAAAGUAAAGGUCACCACUGCUCAUAUGCGUGCCGAACGGGAUUGCCACAUGCCGUGCCAGGGUUAAUUAAUGGCGUCCUGGGCGAUUAACUAAUAAAAUAAUUUUCCUCCUCGUUCCGGGCCUCUACCCGAACCUACGGUCCUGUUUCGAUUUGAUUAAAACCCUUACUAC